Messenger RNA from Tarenaya hassleriana, 1031 nucleotides. Its product is annotated as probable calcium-binding protein CML22. Lineage: Eukaryota; Viridiplantae; Streptophyta; Magnoliopsida; Brassicales; Cleomaceae. The transcript is spliced from 5 exons. The record is from RefSeq and is a predicted model, not a curated record. Bases 22 to 825 code for a protein of 267 amino acids. Gene Ontology annotation, molecular function: calcium ion binding.
AUAUGUUUUUGUGAUUCUUGUAUGUUCACAUCACAUAUUCAUAUAUGCCUUUCUUCGUUCUUCCCUUUGUGCUUUUCUCAUCGCUCCACGCCUUCUUCUUCCUCGGAUCGGAUCGAUUACGGACGCAAAGGGAUCAUCAUGUUCUGCUGCUGCGUCUCCAAGAACAAGUACGCCGAGUUGGACGCGAAGCUCGAGAGGAGGAUGGUCGAGUGCCGGAGGAAUUUUCCGGCACACCGGAGUUUCAGGUCACUGGAUUCGGUAAUCAUGAAGUUCCCUCGGCUAAGAGAAGGGUUGAGAAACAUCAGAGGCGUUUUCGAAUCGUACGAUAAAGAUGGGAACGGAACGAUCGAUCUGGAAGAGCUCAAGAACUGUUUGGAGGAACUGAAUCUGAACAUGUCGGAAGAAGAAGUCGAAGAUCUGUACGGAUGGUGCGAUGUCGAUGGAAGCAAAGGAAUACAGUUCAACGAGUUCAUAGUGCUUCUCUGUCUCAUCUAUCUCCUCGCUGAACCUUCGUCCCCAUCCAAUACAACAUCUCCGGAGAUUGGGGAAAGAGGAUUAGGAGCUACUUUCGAUCCGAUAAUCGAGAUCUUCUUGUUUCUCGACAAGAACGGAGACGGGAUGCUGAACAAGCUUGACGUGAGGACUACGUGGAACGGCGCCUAUCCCCGGGAGAAAUCCCCUUCACACGUCACCAAGAUGAGAUUCGAAGAAAUGGAUUGGGGAAGAAAAGGGAAGGUGGGGUUUAGGGAGUUCAUGUUUGCAUUCAUAAGUUGGGUUGGAUUGGAUGACGAUGAUGAUGCAGAGGAGGAACCCGACAACCAGUGAUGAGUUGCUAGAUUUUCCGACCGGAGAGUUGCAUUAAAUGCUGUCUGGAUGGAGAUACGGACACGUGUCGGAAUCUUAUUUGGUUUGUUUUGGUCGUUCAUAUGAUGUAAAACCUUCUUGAUUUCAUUCGCAAAGAGAAAUAAAAGUCGUUGAUCAUAAUAAUUAGGUUAGAUAAACCAAAGUUAAUGAGAGUUAGUGCACAUAAA